UAAAUAUUGCUUAAUAAAGCACAAAACCAGUACCUGAAUGCUCCCUCGCCUGAGUCUCCUUCUCCUCCGCACCUUCCCCCGCGACCUCAUGGCGGCGCGCGUCGCUUCACGCGCCUUCUCCACCGCCGCCUAUUUCCGCCGUUCACCGACUCUCUUCCCUUCUUCUUCCGUCUGUUUUCAUGCCUCGUCCUUGUGUUCGGAUUCUUCGGUGUUUGGUGGAAGGCUCAGUGCUUUGCGCUGCGAAGAUCGGAGCAUUUCGAAGGUAUUUGCGUCCCAGAGAGGGUAUAGGAAGGUGCGGCGUCGUCCGGCGAAGAGUCGUAAGGAGAAGGAGUUGGAGCUCAAUGUCGAUAUUUGCAUCGAAGAACAAUUGCCCGACGAUUCCGAAAUUCUGGGUAUUGCAGAAAUGCUCCGUCUAAAUGUUCCAAUGGCAAUGAAGUUGGCAUUUGAUAGUCUAAAAAAUUCAGAGUACAAAACAAGAGAACCCGCUGUAGAUGACGUUGGCUGUUUUGAUACUGUUGAGUUGUCAGUACUUCUUUGCAAUGAUGAGUUCAUUCGCAAACUCAACAAGGAAUGGAGGGAUGAGGACCAUGCCACUGAUGUUCUUUCCAUGUCGCAACAUGUCCCCGAACUUAAGCUUCCAAUUCUCAUGUUGGGUGACAUUGUAAUUUCUGUUGAGACAGCUGCAAGGCAAGCAGAGGAAAGAGGGCACACUCUUAUUGAUGAGAUACGGAUACUCCUGGUACAUGGGUUGUUACAUCUAUUGGGAUUUGAUCAUGAGAUUAGUGAUGAAGCUGAGGCAGAAAUGGAGGAGGAAGAGGAACUGCUUUUGAAGAGUCUUGGGUGGAAGGGGAAAGGAUUAAUUCAGAGUGCAAAUGAUGCUGAAACCAAUGGAAUGCCUCAUAUAGAUAAUCCAGAUGACAGGAAGAAAGAAGGCAGUCUUCGAUUUUACAAACCAAAGUUUAGCUAUAUCUUCUGUGAUAUGGAUGGCACACUGCUGAACAGUCAAAGCCAAGUUUCUUCAACUACUGCAAAAGCUUUGAGAGAGGCCUUGUCAAGGGGUGUCAAAGUGGUGAUAGCCACUGGUAAGACUCGCCCAGCUGUGAUAAGUGCUUUAAAGAUGGUAGACUUGGCAGGAAAAGAAGGCAUUAUUUCAGAGUUUUCCCCUGGAGUCUUCUUACAGGGAUUGCUUGUUUAUGGUAGACAAGGUCGGGAGAUCUUUAGAAGGAAUUUGGAUACUGAUGUCUGCAGAGAGGCAUUUCUCUACUCUCUGGAGAAUAAAAUUCCACUUAUUGCAUUCAGUGAGGAUCGUUGCUUAACAUUAUUUGAUCACCCUCUUGUGGACACACUUCAUACUAUAUAUCAUGAGCCAAAGGCGGAGGUCAUGCCAUCAAUUGAGGACCUCUUGGCUGGUGUUGACAUACAGAAGCUGAUCUUCUUAGACACUGCUGAGGGAGUGGCUACUACUCUGCGACCUUACUGGUCAGAAGCAACAAGAGAUCGUGCUACUGUUGUGCAAGCUGUGCCAGAUAUGCUCGAAAUUGUACCCUCUGGAACUUCAAAAGGGAGUGGAGUAAAAAUGUUGCUUGAUCAUUUGGGUGUCACUGCAAAUGAGAUAAUGGCUAUUGGUGAUGGCGAAAAUGAUAUCGAGAUGCUUGAAUUGGCAUCUCUGGGCAUUGCUCUCAGUAAUGGAUCAGACAAGACAAAAGCCGUAGCUGACGUGAUCGGUGUCAGCAACGAUGAAGAUGGAGUGGCUGAUGCCAUUUACCGUUGCACAUUCUGAGCUUUCAGGUUCAAGCAAUCAUAAAUUUAGGAUGGACUGAGUGGCUUCUUGUUAUAGUUAGGCACGAACGAUGCUCAAUAUUUUUCAUCUAAUUUAUUAUCCUACUUUCAGUUGGAAAGGAUGAAUUUUAUACCAGCCUAGUAAUAGGUGAGAAAAAUUGGUGUCCAUUUUUUUCUUAGUGAAUGAAAAUGUAAUAGUUAAUAAUUUAUAGGUGAUUCUAUUUUUUUUCUGUGGAAUCGAUGUAUUUCUUAAUAAGAUCCUGUGACAAUAGGUCUACAAAUACUAUUUUUAUUUUUACGAGUACGAAUUGAUCAAUUUUAUGGCAAA
Molecule: messenger RNA, 2107 nt
Organism: Camellia sinensis
Lineage: Eukaryota; Viridiplantae; Streptophyta; Magnoliopsida; Ericales; Theaceae
Product: haloacid dehalogenase-like hydrolase family protein
Biological process (GO): rRNA processing
Molecular function (GO): metalloendopeptidase activity
Source: RefSeq, a predicted model, not a curated record